Messenger RNA from Aegilops tauschii subsp. strangulata, 2223 nucleotides. RefSeq names its product tRNA ligase 1. Gene Ontology annotation, molecular function: RNA ligase (ATP) activity. Lineage: Eukaryota; Viridiplantae; Streptophyta; Magnoliopsida; Poales; Poaceae. The record is from RefSeq and is a predicted model, not a curated record. Gene Ontology annotation, biological process: tRNA splicing, via endonucleolytic cleavage and ligation.
ACCGCCAAAUCCUCCAGAACACGCCGUGCGCCGCGCCGGCGGCGCCGCCGCCCCCGCCCCUCGCAAUGGCUCCUCGCCGCGACCACGGCAAGCAGGCGCAGCACAGGGCCGCUCCCACCCCCGCCCCCUCGUCCACGGACGCCGGGGGCAUCGAGGAGAAGAUGAACCCUGCGCCCCCCAACACGGACACCGCACGGGCCACGGCCAAGCAGGGCGGCGCCGGCGACGAGCUCUCCGCUCUGUUCAACGAGUUCUCGCUAGACAGCAGUAGCACCUUCGCCGAGGCGCGGAUCCGGGCCACCUUCUACCCCAAGUUCGAGAACGAGGAAUCCGACCAGGAGUCAAGAACCCGGAUGAUUGAGAUGGUGUCGCAUGGAUUAGCUACCAUGGAGGUUACGCUCAAGCAUUCAGGGUCUUUGUUCAUGUAUGCUGGUAACCGUGGUGGUGCAUAUUCCAAGAACAGCUUUGGAAAUAUCUACACUGCUGUGGGCAUUUUUGUUUUGGGUCGCUUGUUUCGUGAAGCUUGGGGGAGAGAAGCUCCUAAGAUGCAAGCGGAAUUCAAUGAUUGUCUCGAGAAAAACCGAAUAAGCGUUUCAAUGGAACUUGUCACGGCUGUACUAGGAGACCAUGGGCAAAGGCCUAAGGAUGAUUAUGCUGUGAUUACAGCUGUGACGGAAUUCGGUCAUGGCAAGCCUCAGUUCUACUCUACUCCAGAGUUGAUUAAAUUUUGUCGGGCAUGGCGCCUACCAACAAACCAUGUCUGGCUAUUCUCCACGAGGAAAUCUGCCACUUCAUUCUUUGUUGCCUACGACGCAUUGUGUGAAGAGGGGACGGCCACACCCGUUUGCAAAGUCCUUGGUAAAAUUGCUGAUAUAUCCGUGCCAGGGUCAAAGGAUCAUGUAAUUGUGCAAGGUGAGAUACUUGAAGGUCUGGUUGCCCGUAUUGUCAGUCGCGAAAGUUCGGUUCAAAUGGGAGUUCUGAGGGACUUUCGACAACGUUCAUUAGACGGAGGCGACUCUGAUUUAGGACCAAGUUUACGAGAAAUAUGCGCUGCUAAUAGGUCAGAUGAGAAGCAGCGAAUUAAAGCACUUCUGGAAAAUGCUGGGUCAUCAUUGUGUUCAGACCACUGCGAUUGGUUUGGAAACAGUGGUCUUGACGCUCAAUCUCGAAAUGCUGAUAGAUCAGUUGUCACUCAUUUUUUGCAAGCACAUCCCACGGACUAUGCAACUAAGAAAUUACAGGAGAUGAUUCGUCUGAUGAAGAAGAGAAAUCUCCCUGCAGCUUUCAAAUGUUACUGGAAUUACCAAAAAAUUGAUUUUCUUUCAAAUUAUAACUUGCAUUACAAGAUGGUUAUCCAUGUGCACAAGGAUUCUGCUUUUAGACGUUAUCAGCAAGAGAUAACGAAAAAUCAAGAGUUGUGGCCACUGUACAGAGGUUUCUUCAUUGAUGUAAACCUGUUCAAGGCUGCUGAACUUUCCAAAGACAGUAACGCUUUACCAGAAAAUAUCAAUGGUGUUUUGAAUUCAAGAUCGUCAACUAAGGAUGGUCUGGUUGAUGAGGAUUCAAAUUUGAUGGUUAAACUAAAAUUCGUGACCUAUAAGAUAAGGACGUUUUUAAUUCGAAAUGGCCUGUCCACCCUCUUCAAAGAUGGCCUGUCUGCCUACAGAACGUACUACCUGAGGCAAAUGGAGAUCUGGGGAACAUCAGCAAGUAAGCAAAAAGAGCUUGCCAAAAUGUUGGACGAAUGGGCUGUCUACAUCAGACGGGAGUGCGGGGAUGCGCAACCGUCAUCCUCGACAUAUCUUACUGAAGCUGAACCUUUCCUCGAACAGUACGCAAAGCGCAGCCCUGCAAACCUGGCUUUGGUAGGGGCUGCCGGUGGCUUGGUUCAAACAGAAGAUGUCCUGGCCAUACUCGAUGCACGAAGAGACAAAUAGGAUGACCUUAAGAAGCCAGAACUUGGGGCAGCUCCUUCUAGUUUGCACUGACAAGAGACAAGCUCGAGAGUCUAGACGCCGUUGGUGAGGUAGCACCAAGCUUGCGGAAUAGCGUGGCCGUUAUAGAAUCUGAGCGUCAGGUGCGGAGAAUGGAAGAAAGAAACUUGGGCCGUCUCGGAUGGGAGAUGAGUGUGGCAGCACAGAUUCAGGUAGAGGGAUCUGUUCCCACUCCACCAAACAUAUAAUCCUACUAACAGAUGGAUAUAAAACAUGACUUUUGCGGUAA